Molecule: messenger RNA, 915 nt
Organism: Cordyceps militaris CM01
Lineage: Eukaryota; Fungi; Ascomycota; Sordariomycetes; Hypocreales; Cordycipitaceae
Exons: 3
Coding region: 1-915 (304 amino acids)
Biological process (GO): mycotoxin biosynthetic process
Source: RefSeq, a predicted model, not a curated record
AUGAACAACACCAAAUACUCCAAGGUGGAGCAGGAGUCGAGCGACUCAUUGAAGCUAGGAAGCCAAGAUGAGGCCUUCUCUGACAGUGAGAGCGGUCGGCCCUUGAGCCAGCAGCCGCGAAGUGUCGCGACUAGACUCUCCCAGGUAGCGAAGCGCACCUGGUGGCUUGUUGGUCCUUUCCUCUGGCUUCUCUCCCUCCUCUUCACCUGGAUGAUCGCAUCGGCUGCCUCAAAGUCGCCCUACGAUGUGUCGGUUGGGCUAGACACAGAACUAGAACCUAUCAAGCCACACAUCGAAAUGUACACAACAACCUUCUCCAGUGAUUUGGACUGGGACGAGAACGGGAAACUCCAGCGAGUCUCUCGGCCCGGGUCGAAACAGUUCGUGGGUGAUCCAAGUCCUGAAAUCGACGCAAAUUGGGAGCACAUCACAAACGGUGUUGUCGUGGACCUCAAAGGUAAAGCCGCAGAGACGGUCAUAGGCAAGACGUACCAAAAGCCAGAUGGGUCGUGGUACGUGGGCAUUGAGGCUUUCCAUCAAUUACAUUGUCUCAACAUGGUCCGCAAAGCGCUGCAUGUCGAUUACUACGGCAUCAAUGAGGAGGAUCCGCAUCCCCACAAGAUGCACAUCGAACACUGCAUCGACGCGCUACGUGAGGCACUCAUGUGCAGAGCGGAACUGGCCUUCAUCCCUAUGGAGUUCAACGCUAGGUAUCGCUCGGGGAGGCCCGCCUUUGUCGCCAGGAAACACACGUGUAGGAAUUACGAAAAGAUCCUGGACUGGGCUCACCAAUACCCGAGCAAUGAAACGCUCUUUGUUCUAUCCGAUGGAACUGCAGGCGACGGGAACAUACAUUUUGAUGGAGACAUUGGCCAUGGAUUUAGGGGCGGUAGUAAAACCACCCAUGCUGAUUGA